AUGUACAACCAACCAGUAUACGCCGAGACAGAAACAGAAGCACUCUACAACUUCAUCCGCACCAACCCCCUAGGCGUCCUCACAACGGCCAUUCCCUCCGACCUCUACCCGCUCCUCCAAUCCACCCACAUCCCCUGGAUCCUCGACCUCCCGAACCAGGCCAAUGGAACCACCAAAGCAAGACUACGAGGCCACAUCGCGCGCCAAACCCGCAAUCCAAAGCCAUAA
Molecule: messenger RNA, 228 nt
Organism: Aspergillus nomiae NRRL 13137
Lineage: Eukaryota; Fungi; Ascomycota; Eurotiomycetes; Eurotiales; Aspergillaceae
Product: putative kinesin light chain
Exons: 1
Coding region: 1-228 (75 amino acids)
Source: RefSeq, a predicted model, not a curated record